Leptosia nina is the source of this 1641-nucleotide messenger RNA. Lineage: Eukaryota; Metazoa; Arthropoda; Insecta; Lepidoptera; Pieridae. The record is from the annotation of a GenBank genome assembly.
AUGGAACUACCAGGACAGCAGCUCUCAGCAACACAUGCGUAUACGCCGCUGGACCACGUCCUGAACCUUGAUAUCAAAGCACCCCCGGGAUGUCAAAGGCUGACAGGAAUUAUGGCCACUAUGGGUAUUUUGUUUCAAUCUAUUGCUGUCCCACACGUGGGCCGGGGUUCCCACUCUCAUAGGAGAGGUACUUCAACUUACGACAUAGAAGUUUUAGAGAAAAUGUUAUCCAGCGGUAUGAAUAUGGCGUUGUUGAAUUUAAACUUCGGUACAAAGGAUGACCAUCUAGCAGCGAUAACUUUGCUUCGACAGGCGACGAAGAACUACAGCAGUACAAUGGGAAGAAAUUGUCCUUUAGCCAUCGGUAUUAAACUUAGCGGACGCAAAAUUAGAACAGGGAUUAUUGCCGAUAGUUACGGGGAGACGGUGGAAUUAAGAACUGGAGAGACUGUAAGGCUGACUACAGACGAGACGUAUAAGGACAGGUGUUCGACAUACACGAUCUAUGUGGACUUUAUACAUUUCGCUGAUCAGAUGAGCAAGGGCGACUAUGUGUUGUUGGAUAAUGAAACAAUAAUGUUGAGAGUGGAAUUUAUUUCGGCCACAACACUUACUUGCAAGAUCGAGAGGGGGGGUGAUCUCGGCUCUUUUAAAGAUGUGUUUGUACCUAAUGUAAGCUUUGAUAUGCCGAACUAUUCUGAUAGGGAUAAGGAGUACAUUGCUAUGGCUAUAAGUAACCAGUUGGACUUCAUUGUCGCGUCGUACUCGCUUAACGCGAUUACUGAACUCAGGAGUUUAAUGGGUGAGAAGGGAAAGAAAAUAGCUAUUGUCGCCAACAUCCAAACUAUUGAGGGUUUCCGCAACUUGGACGAGAUUCUUGCGGAUGUUCAUGCAAUAAUGAUAACGAGGCAGGAACUUGGCUCGGACAUUACACCCAAAAAGUUAGUUAUCGCCCAGAAAAAUAUGAUUGCACGAGCCAAUAAGGCAAACGUCCCAGUCUGUUUAAGUGCACAUCUCCUAAGCAGUAUGCGAGACAAAAGAGUGCCCCUCAGAGCGGAACUGCUAGACAUCGCGAACUGUAUCCUCGACGGCGCUGACGCCCUAGUACUCUCAGCUGAAACAGCCGUCGGACAGUAUCCGAUAGACACGGUUGCAUGUCUCGCUACGACUUGCAAGGAGGCAGAGGCUUGUAUGUGGUCGAAGCAAAUCUUUCAUGACUUUGUCGAUAAGACGCCAAUGCCGUGCGAUCAAGCAACGGGAGCAGCAAUUGCUGCUGUUUUAUCAGCGCAGCGAUGUAUUGCUGCAGCCAUAAUAGUUGUCACCUCCUCUGGAAAGUCAGCACACAUAAUCUCUAAGUUUCGACCACGGUGUCCUAUUAUAGCUGUCACGAGAUAUGGUCCUAUUGCCAGACAGAUGCAUUUCUGGAGAGGUAUUGUGCCUCUGAUAUAUGAAGCGGCCCCAGAUAUUGAUUGGCAAGUAGACCUGAACAAACGGAUUACCUUCUGCACCACAUGGGCAAUGGAACGAGGGUUCGUUCGAGUUGGGGAUCCUCUAAUCAUCGUAACUGGUUGGAGACAAGGCACGGGAUAUACAAACUCUAUGAGGAUCAUGUACGCUGAAGCCGAUGUUCCUGUGGUGUAA